GUAUAUAUAUAUAUGCAAAUCAAUUGUGAUAAUUGCUUUGAAAGAAAUGAACAGAUUUUACACAAGUAUGAUAUUCAAAAGCGUUAACAGGGCACACAGUAUAAGCACCUACCCAUCAAAAUAGAUGUCAGUUUAAUCUGAAUAAAGACUAUCUGUGAACAAUUUUUCUACCUCUCCUGGUAAGAAAUCAUACUACUGCUGGUUCUGUGAAGGGAGUAUAUCUGUAGACCCUAACUUUGAUUAGGGAAGUGAAGCAAGUGAUAACUGAGCUGAGGCAAAAGGAGGAGGAUUUAGCCAGGGCAAGGGGUGGGGGGAGGCGGGGGAGAACAUUUUAGGAGAGGAAACAGCAUGUGUGAAGGCCCUAAGGCCCUGCUCCCUCAGGCCAUCCCAUCAAGAGCCACAGGGUUAGUGGAUAGGUAGGUAGUAGGCGAGUCACUAAUGCCUAGUGAGCAUGCUUUGAAACUAGGUCAGGGAGAAGGUAGGGUAGUGAUAUGAUCUGAGUCACUACUGCUAAUACCACUACUUGCUAACAUUAAGUGAGUGCUUAUUAAGUAUACUAAGUUUACUUUUCUUAUUUGGGCCUUACAAUGACUUUUUGAGGUGUCAUUAUUCCCUUUCUACCUAUUUAGAAACUUUGGCACAGGCAGGUUAAAUAACUUUCCCAAGGAAGCACAGGUAAUAAAGGAUGGGGCUGAGAGUUUAACCCAGUCACUGCUCUUCAGCAGCAAGAUGUAAAUUUUGAAGAGAUCACUCCGUGGAAGGAAAGUGGAUUAGAGCAGGUAAAUGGAAAUGGGGAGACCAGUCAGGAGGCUAUCACAGACAUCCAGGAUUCUAGGCCUAACUGAGUAACAGAUAAUUGAAAUGCAGUUCAGACCAAUUGGGGCAAAAAAGGGGACUGUGUUGGCUUACAUAACCAAACUAGGGCAUGGGCUGGGGUGUGAAUGACUGAAACCAAUGACAGGGGGAUGCCUCCCCAUCUCUUUGCUUUAAUUUCUCAGAUCCAGAUCCCUUGACAUGAUAGGAAAUGGCCACCAAUGGUCCCUGCCCUCACAUAUCACAGUGUGUCCAAGAGAGAGGGUCUGAGUCUCUUCCUUUAAAUUCAGUUUUUAAAACCCCAGGACAGGGCUCUGAUGGUUUAGGUACCUGCCUUUGUGGUGAGGAGGUGGUGUGCGGCAGGAUAUAAUGAGAGCAGCCCCCACCAGAACCAUAUGGUUAGUAUGGGGAAGGAACAGGUUUAUCAAAGAAAGGGAGUUUGUUCCCCAGAAAAGGAGGAUGCUAGACAGAUCAAACAAAAGAUGUCUAUUACAUCAGGGAACAGAAGAUAGCCACUUGGACCAAAAUGGUGGCAGCAGAAAUGGCAAAAGUGUGCAGCUUCAAAAUAUAUUUUGGAUACUCAGAGAGGAAGAUACUAUUGAUUUCUGGGUUCUUCAUCAAAUAUUAAGUAUACACCUAUUAAGUGCCAGACACUUCUGGGCAGUGGGUAUACAGUGGUGAACAAAAUUGACAUGGUCUCUGACCUCAUGAAGUUAACACUUUAGUGGAGGAGACUUACAGUUCACAAGUAGCCAAACCAAACAGUAUGAAGUUACAAAUUGUGUUAAGUGUUAAAAGAGAAACAAAAGUGCAAGGACAAAGAAUAAUGGGAGAGACCCACUUCUGUGGUGACUUUUUUUUUUUGGCCACGCAACGCAGCUUAUGGGAUCUUAGUUCCCCGACCAGGGAUCAAACCCAGGCCCUUGGCAGUGAUAGCAUGGAGUCCUAACCACUGGACCACCAGGGAAUUCCCUGUGGUGACUUUUCAACUGAGGCCUGUAGGAAAAGUAGAAGAAGGCUCCAGCAGUGCAGCUGAAUUCCAAACAUUUCUAACAUGCCUCCUUUAACAAGGAAGAGCAAUACAGUUUUAGGAAAUUCUUUCCCUCCCUAUAUUCCAAAAGUGGUCCUGAAUGGCUAAGUCAAUCAAAGUAAACUCAUCACUCUUAGCAUUACUGGCUCAGGAUUGCCUAAACCAUGCAUGAUAUUCACCUUGUGACAGUUAUAGGUUUAGGAGUUAACAUAUGACCUAAAUUGGCCUUAUCAGACCAAAGGGAAGGACUUCUGUUCCAUUGUGGAGACAGACAGUGCUCUCUCCCACUGAUUUGAAUAAGGAUUCACAUAACCCUUACUGCUUUUGGCUUCUAUGACCUUGAAGGACAAGCCUUAGGUUGAAGCAAAGUGAGUGGCAGGAGGAAACUUGGUCCUUGAUGAUGCUCUUGGGCCACUGAAUACAUCAACUAUAAUAUUUUUUCUCUCGCUGAGCUUCCUGCUAUGAGAACCACCAUAUGUAUUUGUUUUUUGUGUAAGCUGCCUUGAGUCAGAUUUCUGUAACUUCUGCCAAAUACAUUUUAAGCAAUACACAAACAAUAGAAAUAGCAUAUGCCAAGGCCCUGAGAUGGGGAAAAACCUUGAAUAAUUAGAGAAAUUACAGGGAUCACAUAAUGAAAUGAUCCAGUAAGAUUAUCUUAAAGUGCAACCAGCCCUCUCCAUGCAUAUUAAGAUUCUAGUCAGAUUUUAGUGCCUUGCUUGCAGAGAUGAGUAGAUAGCUGAGGAUCAGCAAGCAUUGGAGAAAACACUUUUAACAUAAAAAUAGGCCAAAACAAAACAGAAACAGAAAAUAAGGUCUUAGAGGAUCAGAAACAAUUCCAGAAACAAAAGAAAGUGGGAGGGGGACUAUAAUUAGUACCCUUAGAAAUGAAGAGGAUAUUGAACAAAAACAGGGGAGCUAUAAAAAACAAACAUUCAGAGAAUAAUAAAGAGCUCUUGGAAAUUAAAAAUAUAAUAAAAGCAAUGGAAGAUAUAACUUGAAGAAAUAGUCAAGAAAAUUGGGCAAAAAGAUAGUGAUGGAGAGGAAAAAAUUUUAAAAUUAGGCAAUCAGUUCAGGAGGUCCUACAUCUGUAUUAUAUGAGUUUCAGAAUGAGAGGGGGCCCACUGAGUGGCCAGCACAAAGAAUAAGAAAAGAUCGAUGCCACAACAUACUAGAACACUGGAGUCAAAGAGAAGAUCCUAAAGGUUUCUGAGAUACAAAAUAGGUCACAUACAAAGGAUGAAGAAUCAGAAUGACUUCAGACUUGUCAGCAGCAACACUGGAAUCCAAAAGACAGUGAGUGAUGUCAUCAAAUAUCUGAAGAAAAAUAACUAACAACCAAAUGUUUUUUACCCAGCCAAGCUAUCGAUUAAGUAGAAUAGAAUAAAGACACACAGUCUCAAAGGACUUAUCUACCAUGCACCCUUUCCAGGAAGCUACUGGAGAUGUACACCAAAAUGAGGAGGUAAAUCAAGGAAAAAGUAGUAGAAUUCAGGAAAAAAGGGCAUCCAAUAUAGGAGAUAAGGAAAUCCCAAGGCUGUUUGAAGGGAGACCCCAGGAUGAUAACUUUGCAGCAGGCUUAGAGAAGCAACUAUUUCAGAGUGGAACAGGAGAAUGAAAGGGUCUGGAGGUAUAUAUCUAAGGAAAAAAAUGGAAACUUAUAAAACUGAUGUUUUAUAACUGAUAAAAUUGAUAAUAUAACUGAUUAUAUUUGAAUAUAUGAGGAGGAAAUUUCCACUUCUAGAGGAGUAUAUUAGAAUUAAUUGAUAUUAAAAAAGAAUUAAUUGAUAAUAAGUACAUACAGGGGCUUCCCUGGUGGCACAGUGGUUAAGAAUCCGCCUGCCAAUGCAGGGGACAAGGGUUCAAGCCCUGGUCCGGGAGGAUCCCACAUGCUGCGGAGCAACUGGGCCCGUGUGCCACAACUGCUGAGCUUGCGCUCUGGAGCCCACGAGCCAUAGCUGCUGAGCCUGACUGCCGCAGCUGCUGAAGCCCACACGCCUAGAGUCUGUGCUCCGCAACAAGAGAAGCCACCGCAAUGAGAAGCCCACGCACAGCAACGAAGAGUAGCCCCCACUCCCCGCAACUAGAGAAAGCCUGUGAGCAGCAACGAAGACCCAACGCCGCCAAAAAUUAAUUAAUUUUUUAAAAGUCAAAUUUAGGGGGGCUUCCCUGGUGGCGCAGUGGUUAAGAAUCUGCCUGCCAAUGCAGGAGACACGGGUUCGAGCCCUGGUCUGGGAAGAUCCCGGGAAGAUGCCGCAGAGCAACUAAGCCCGCGUGCCACAACUACUGAAGCCCGUGAGCCUAGAGCCCGUGCUCCGCAACAAGAGAAGCCACCACAACAAGCAUGCACACAGUAACGAAGAGUAGCCCACACUCUCCACAACUAGAGAAGGCCCGCGCGCACCAACAAAGACCCAACGCAGCCAAAAAUAAAUAAAAUAAAUAAAUUAUUUUUAAAAAGUCAAAUUUAGGGAGUUCCCUGGAGGUCCAGUGGUUAGGAUUUGGUGCUUUCAUUGCUGUGGCCUGGGUUCAAUCCCUGGUGGGGGAACUAAGAUCUCAGAAGCCGCGGGGUGUGGCCAAAAAUCAACUUUAUUGAGGUAUAAUUUACAGACAUUAAAAUAGAUACAUUUUAAGUGUGCAAUUUGAUGAGUUUUGACAAAUGUAUGGAUAAUUUGAUUUAGGGUGAAGGGCAUUAAGGUCAUCCGGGAUUAUGCCCGGCCAGGGAUUUAGCAGAGGUAUCCUAGCUAGGAAAGAGAACAACCCCAGGGCUCUUGGGAGACAUACACAAAGAGGGACAAGUGGAGACACCAAGGGCCGACAUGAGAUUGGUCCUGGGGUUUCACUGCACCAGGAUCUGGACCUCCAGAAUGUCUGGAAACUUCAUGGCACCUCUUGGUCCUCCUGAGGGAGUGAGCCUGCUCCCUUUCACACCAGUGUCCACCAAUCUCACGUGUAUAGGCCAGGAAGGGAGACCUGGGACUGAGUUCUCCCUCUCCUCUGGCCUGCAACUUUCCUGCCACCAACCACGGCCCCCAUCUCUGCCCAUCGAUGAGGGGCACUCCGGCUUGCGACAGCCAAGCUUCACUGCUGCCAAAAACGGGGCCUGAUUUUCUCUCUCUCCAUUCAUAGAAACCGGCUUCGGGUUCGCCGCAGUACGUCGGGCAGGGAAAAGCAAAAGCACUAGGCCAGGUGUUGGCAUCGGGAAACCACCUUCGGGUCCGCCAGCCUCCGGUCCCUUGGGGCUCUUGGCGUGAUGGGCUGGGCCCGCCCAGCAAUCAGUCGCUGUCGCUGUCUCCCGCCCCUCUGCGUCUAAAACUCUCGGGGGGUUGCAGGUUCAGCUUCACUUAGAGACCGAAACUCUUAAGUGUUCAGGUUAGGUGGAAAAACUGAGGCAGGACUGGGGACUCUGGUGAGAGGUCUGAAGCUGGCUGCAGACUUUCUCCCCGGAACUGGGAGAGCACCUUCCGAAAGCCCAAAAAGCGCAUGCCAAUCCAAGAAGAAACCGCUGGGGUCGGUGCUAACAUCUGGGGGAGAGCGAAGCGCCGCCCAAGCGAACGGGAAAUCCCAGAGGUGGGGCUGGCUGUGGGUGGGGCCUGGGGUGGGGUCCCGGCGGGGGGCGGGGCCUACCUGGGCUACCGGGUGUGCCAGCCUAGCCCUGCACAGCGGAGGUGGUAGUGGCCCUGGUCUGCGGCUCCCGUCCUAUUUGCUCUGAACCUCGCAGCCAUGGAGGGACCCCAGGAGCUUCUGAGUGGGAAGCUCCGGCUCUGCUUAACCCCCGCUGCCCGGACCAGCCUCCUCCUGCUCCGGCUCAACAACGCGGCGCUGCGGGCGCUGCACGAGUGUCAGCGGCAACAGGUUCGGCCAGUGAUUGCUUUCCAAGGCAACCGAGGGUAUUUGAGGCUCCCAGGUCCCGGCUGGUCCUGCCUCUUUUCCUUCAUAGUGUCUCAGUGUGGCCAGGAGGGCCCUGGUGGUGGCUUGGAACUUGUGUGCCAACAUUUAGGCAGAUCUGGGCCUAACCGCCUCCACUGCCUGGGUCCACUCAGGGAGCGCCUCACUGUUUGGGCAGCCUUGGAUUCUAUCCCAGCCCCAUCUUCAGUUCAGAGACACAACCUGACUGAAGAUGCCAGAGAUCAUGAGAGCUGGCAGAACAUGGGAGACUAUUCUGCAGGAGACACAAUUUCACAGCCACAGAUGGCACUAGAAGAGGUGCCAGAUCCACUGGCAAGCAGCCAAGGACAGUCACUCCCAGGAUCCUUGAGGGAACACAUGGCACAGUGGGAAGUGAGGAACCAGACCCAUCUUCCAAACAGAGAGCCUGAUCAGGUACUGCCUUCUUCUGCUAGCCAGAAACACGUGGACAAGAAACGUCCAGCACCUGCAGCUACUGUAAAACGAAAAGAAAAGAGGCUCAGAUCUCUGUCUCUAGCUCCAAGUCCCCUACAAGGGCUGCCUAGUCAGGAGCUACAGGAGGGAGAAGAUUGGGAGCAAGAAGAUAAAGAUGAAGACAUUAGCUCCAGGCUGGUGCACAGUCCCUCAGUUCAAGCUGACUCUGAAUCCCCAAGCCCUGAAGAGGUACCAGAUUACCGCCUGCAAUACAGGGCCAUCCACAGUGCAGAACAGCACCAUGCUUACAAGCAGGACUUUGAGACAGAUUAUGCUGAAUACCGCACCCUGCAUGCCCGUGUUGGGGCUGCAAGCCAAAGGUUCAGAGAUCUGGGAGCAGAGAUGAAGAGCGCUCAACGAGGAACUCCAGAACACAAGAUUCUGGAAGAAAAGAUAGUCCAGGAAUAUAAAAAGUUCAGGAAGCGGUACCCAGGUUACCGGGAAGAAAAGCGCCGCUGUGAGUACCUGCAUCAGAAAUUGUCUCACAUUAAAGGUCUCAUCCUGGAGUUUGAGGAAAAGAACAGGGGCAGCUAAAGAUGACAGAGAGCUCUUUACCCUCUGCCCAGUGUGCUAUGAAGGAACAAGGCAGCUAUUAACUAGAGUACAAUUGUCUGCUCUUCUUAUUGCUGAGUCCAUGGUGGGAAGUAGGAGAGCUGCUCUAGGUUCUUAAGGUUUGGUUUUCAUAUUGCCAUAUUUAAAUUUUUAGGGCAUGGGCACAGUGCCAAGACUCCACAGCUGUGCCCAGGCGACUAGGAAAAGUGGCAGAGACUUGGCUUCUCCACCUUUAGUUCAGCCAAGUUAUUUUUAAAUCCUGAGAAAUGAUACCAUUUCCAGGACAAGAUACCUUGAGAACAUCAGAAUUUACUUGGUAGCCUCCCUGAAGAAACAAUGAAAACUUUUGGUAACAGAACUAAAGGAACUUGUAAUACAAUUGGACAUAAUGGGAAAGGGCUUGGGUGUUACCCAUGUACUGAAAGUGAAUUCUUUUACAAACAUGGCUAAAAAAUUAAAACUGAUUGCUUCUAUGUCAAGUUUGUUUUCCUUGAAUCCUCUUACCCUUGGCUGUGUAUAUGAACCAGUUCUGGGGCUCCCUAAAAAAUCAGAUCCCCAGAUCCCAGCCGGGGUCUUAUGAAUUAGAAUCUCCAAGAUUAUGGUUAGGCAUCUUUACUUUUUCAAAGCACUAUGGAUGAUCUUGAUAUAUAUUUUGCUAGGAGGCUCUGUCAAAUCUUGUAAUUCAGUGGUCCCCAACCUUUUCGGCACCAGGAACCGGUUUCAUGGAAGAAAAUUUUUCCACAGACUGGGGCGGGGGGUGCAGCGGCGGUGGCAGUGGUUAAGGCGGUAAUGCGAGCCAUGGGGAGCGGCAGAUGAAGCUUCGCUCACUCGCCCGCCGCUCACCUCCUGCUGUGCGGCCCGGUUCCUAGCAGGCCACGGACCGGCCCAGGGGUUGGGGAACCCCUGUUGAAAUUGGUAACUAGAGGAUACAGUAGAAAUAAAGCUCUCCUUUUCCAAACAUGGAGGCUGAGGAUCACCUGCAACUGGGGCUCCUAUCUGGAAUUAUCCAGUAACUGAAAACUAUAACUGGAUAGGAUUUGGAUUUACCCACAAAAAGGAAGAGGGACGUGGUUCAAUUCAUUUGAACCAAAGAUCACACCAGUCGUAUCCUUUUCGUUCCUCACUGUUGCAUAAGAAAGUGGAUGUUUCACUCACAACAAGGAAUGAUACUGCCUUUCCCAGUUCCGCUGGAGAAGGAAGUUAAUGACCACACCCUGGGCUUUGGGGGAGAGAGCUGUACCCAGCAGUGUCAGCAAUUCUUGAAACAACUUGGAUGGAACCCCAACCUGAUGCCACACCCACACAGGGCAUUUCUAGGCAGAGAAUAGCCCUUGGGAGAUAUAAACAUGCUCAGCUGCAUGGCAAGGAUAAAUAGCAAUCCAUCCUUAGGGCAUGGGCAGGCCAGAAACAGCCCAACAAGAAAGGUCCCUCACCUGUUCUAAUCAUCAGGCUAGGGUCCUGUGCAAUAAACACGUGAGGAUAGAAAGAGAUGAAAUCUGGAAAGGAAUUACAGGUGAUAACUGGGUCCACACCCAGUACAGUACAGCUGUAUUGACCAUUAUGGCAGUCACUAGCCCUACGUGACUGUUUAAUGAAAAUUUAAAAUAUGGUUUCUAGCUACAUUUCUAAUGCUCAAUAGCUACAGGUAUUGGGCAAUGAAGGUUAUAGAACAUUUCUAUCAUAGCAGAAAGUUCUACUAGACAGUUCUGGUCUAGAGAACCUCUGCUUCCCCACUCGUGGAGAAAAGACAGUAUAAAGGGGGCGCAUUUAUUGUCG
Molecule: messenger RNA, 8551 nt
Organism: Physeter macrocephalus (sperm whale)
Lineage: Eukaryota; Metazoa; Chordata; Mammalia; Artiodactyla; Physeteridae
Gene: ELL3
Product: elongation factor for RNA polymerase II 3
Exons: 11
Coding region: 5564-6757 (397 amino acids)
Biological process (GO): snRNA transcription by RNA polymerase II; transcription elongation by RNA polymerase II; positive regulation of transcription elongation by RNA polymerase II
Cellular component (GO): transcription elongation factor complex
Molecular function (GO): cis-regulatory region sequence-specific DNA binding
Source: RefSeq, a predicted model, not a curated record